Messenger RNA from Papaver somniferum (opium poppy), 1619 nucleotides. RefSeq names its product magnesium transporter MRS2-I-like. Bases 256 to 1425 code for a protein of 389 amino acids. The record is from RefSeq and is a predicted model, not a curated record. NCBI's taxonomy places the organism in Eukaryota, Viridiplantae, Streptophyta, Magnoliopsida, Ranunculales, Papaveraceae. Gene Ontology annotation, biological process: magnesium ion transport. Gene Ontology annotation, molecular function: magnesium ion transmembrane transporter activity. The transcript has a single exon.
CCGAAGCUUGGUGGUGGAAUUUUCCACCACCGAUGAUAUAUGUUCGUAGUGAAGGUUGACAAAGACGAAUUCUUUAAGCUGGUGUAAAAUUCUUUUUAUCUAUAUAAAGAUUCAUAGAUCAUAAACUUUUUCAACAUUCAAACAACAGCAAACCCAUGGCUUCUCUUUCUUCCCUUCACUCCAUUUCUACUGCCUCCUCAAAGACUCUAUCUGCAUCUCAAACGAAGACACAGAUUUCUUAAGGUAUAUUUGGGAAUGGUAGACGUCCUUUUCGUUAAGGUAUAUUCGGGAAUGGUUAGCUCCCUUCCUACUCUCUUGAUUAAUUAUUCAUUAAGAAGUUUUCCAAUUCUUCAUCCCAUCUGGGCAUAUUUGGAAGAAAUGCGUCGAGAAGGGCUUAUAGUAGUUCCAAUAGAUGCACUAAUCACUGCAACAGCAUCAAGAGGUUGGAUUUGUAUAGAUUGUACCGGUGAAGCUACUGUUUUAGAUGUUGAUAAAUCCGAAAAUCAGUUGCAUCAAAAAUUUCAGAUUCAUGCAAGAGAUUUGCGGAUUCUUGAUCCUUUAUUAUCUUAUCCUUGUGCCAUUCUAGGGAGAGAAAAAGCUAUUCUUGUUAAUUUAGAGCAUAUUAAAGCAGUAAUCACUGCCGAAGAGGUAUUUCUGCGGGAUCUAACGAAUGAUGAUGAUGAUAAUGUUAUUCCCGUGGUUGAUGAACUUAAAUCGCAUUUGCCUCCUGCGGAAAAACAAGGUGAGUCAACUACCUUUGAGUUCCGGGCCUUAGAAGUGGCUCUGAAAGCUAUUUGUAAAUUUCUUGAUGCCCGUACAACAGAACUGGAGUCUGCUUCCUAUCCAGCACUAGAUGAACUGAAAUCCAAGAUUAGUAGUCGCACCUUGGAUGGUGUUUGUAAACUGAAGAUUGAAAUGACGAGAUUGACAGGAUCCGUGCAAAAGGUUAGAGAUGUGCUUAAACAACUUUUGGACGAUGGCGACAAAAUGGCUGAACUGUACUUAUCGAGGAAAAUGGCUUCAUCACCAUCAAUCAGUGAAAGAGCAGCAGAAACAUUUUGUGGAGAUGCGAACGAUGUUAAAGAGCUUAAAAUGUUGCUUGAGGCAUACUUCAUGGAAGCUGAACGCACCUUGAACAGAUUGACCACAUUACGUGAAGAUAUUGAUGUCACCGUGGAGUACAAGUUUAAAAAUCAUAGAAAUCAGUCGAUUCAGUUGGAGCACAUCCUAAAUUCUGGUACUUUUUGCCAAACGAUACUUACCCAGGUGACUGGGAUAUUUGGCAUGAAUAUCCCAUUUACAUGGAAUCAUGCCCCGUACGGUUUCAUGUUUAAAUGGGUGGUCAUUGUCCCGGUAGUGUUAUCUGUAUCUGUUUUCGGACUGAUCAUUGACUAUGCUCGCCGCAAGGGUCUUGUUGGGUUAUAGUUGAAAAACCUUUCUUCUACUACGAUCCGAUAAAACCUUUCUUAUAGUUCUACUACUACCACCAUCUGAUAAUCAUGAACUAGGUUUUUUUUAUAAGAUGUUUGAUUUUGUUUUUGGGUUGCAAUUCACAUUAUUUAAAAGUUUCAUGACAUUUCCUUCUGUGUUAGACUCUUGUUUGCUACUUUUUUUUUUAG